CUAUUCUCUCUCGGCCUUUUCUUUUUGUCUUCUUGCAGUUAUGCUGUAUGGCUCCCUUCGCACGACAAUAGAUUCUCGCUUCUUAGUGGCAUGCGAGCGUGCAUCUCAGGGUACGGGACGACGCGGUGUCGCUGGGUACAGAUUGAAGCGUACUGAUCUGCCAGGUUUUCUCAAGUGGGAAGUUAUACCUUGAUUGAUUGGCCUUUGGAAGAUUGGUCUGCUCAUUGUGACGACGGCUUAGGGCACGUUACACGUUACGUCACACGUCAGCACGUCGCACGUCGCACGUCGCCCGUCGCACGUCAACUCGUCAGAGCGCUGCGGUUUUCUCCGCCAGAUCGCAAUGGCAGCGGCGACGUUUAUUUCCGAAAUUGACUGCUUGUACUCGUGCGGCUACGGCACCUGCUCAAUGGAUUCCAUAGGCUUCUAUGCGUGCACGUGCGGUGCCGGCUUCGCUAUGCAGACCGUCCCUCCUCUGUGUGUCAUUUCCGGCUCGCCCUCCCACCAAGGAGGGGGUGGCUCUCCGUCCCCUUCACCCCCCAUCUCCUCCCCUGCUGCCAACUUUUCUCAGCCUUCCUCCAAUUUCUCCCAGCCCUCCGCCUCCUCCUCCUCUUCAGGCGCCUCAGCAGGGGUGAUCGCUGGCAUUGUGGCCGGCGUGGUGGUGCUGCUGCUGGCGGCAGUGGGGGGGGGACUCUACUUUUUCUACUUCAGGCGGAGGCAGCGGCGGAGGGAAGGGGCACCCCAGUGGGACUCUGGAAAGGCGCCGUAUCCUAAUGUGUAUGCGGCAGGAGGAGGCAUGUCUGCUGCUGCUGGUGCUACUGGCGCUGCUGGUGGUGCUGCUGGUGCUGGGGAUCCCUUGGCGUCUGGAAGGAGGGGAGGGUACGAGCAGGGGUAUGCGGGGAACUAUGGUGUUAAUGCAAGUGCGAGCUCUGGUAGUGGGAGUGGGAGUGUGGGGAGUGGUUACAUGGGAGGUGGUAACCUGGGGUAUGCGGCAGGAGCGGGGGGAGGAGCAGUGGGAGCAGCAUACGGGGCAGUAGGAGCGGGGCCGUUCAACUCUGGAGGGGGCGUUCACCCCAUGUACAUGGGAAGUGGAUACUUGGGGGGACAGCAGCAGCAGCAGCAGCAGCAGCAGCAGCAGCAGCAGCAGCAGCAGCAGCAGCAGCAGCAGCAGCAGCAGCAGCAGCAGCAGCAGCAGCAGCAGCAGCAGCAGGGGGGCUUCGACUACGCGCCUCAAGUGUGCCAGAGGUUCACAUACGCUGACAUGGCGCACGCCACCAACAACUGGGCUGAGAGCAACCGCAUUGGAAGUGGCGGCUUUGGCGACGUGUACCGGGGCGUGUGCCCUUACGACCACAACGUGCCGUGGGCCGUGAAGCGAGGGCGAGUCAUCACAAAGGACUUCCAACGAGAGGUGGCAGCAAUGGCAACGAAGCACCACCCGCAUCUGGUCCGCCUGUUAGGCUACUGCGUUGAUGUCGAUCCAGCAGCACAGGGCAGGGGCGAGGUGGCCAUGGAGCAGAUCGUGGUGUACGAGUUCAUGGCCAAUGGAGACCUGGAGCGGUGGGUUGGGGAGGGCGUGCCGCAGCCGCUCUCCAUGGCGCAGCGCCUCACCGUGCUCAUUGGGGCGGCGCACGGCAUCGAGUACCUGCAUGGCUUUGGCAUCGUGCACCGCGACAUCAAGCCCGCCAACAUUCUCAUAGAUCACAAGUUCGAGGCUAAGAUUGCAGACUUUGGGCUGCUGAGGGAGGGGGAGGGCACGACAGUUUGCGCCACUAGAGUGAUGGGCACACCGGGCUAUGUGGAUCCAGCUUACUUCAAGUCUAACAAGGCCACCCCCAUGGCUGAUGUAUACAGCUUUGGCAUUGUGAUGCUGACGGUGCUGACAGCACGCCAGUCAGUCAUUCCACAAGGCAAUGACAGCCAGCUGAACAUCCGGAAAUGGGCGGAAGACCUUCUCAAGGCAGGCAAGGCGUCCGAACUCAAGGAUCCCCGAUUGGACGCUCCGGCAGAUUUGAUUCUGCGGAUGGCGCAGCUGGCGCUGCGCUGCACUGCCAUGCCGACCGUGUCUCGUCCCGACAUGGUGCAGGUUGUAUCUGAGCUCUCAGCGCUCAGGAAGGAAUACCUGGGGGAGGCGCCACCCAGGAUGGCGGCUAGGAUAGACGAGGAGGUGGAGGAGCUUAGGGUUGGGGAUUUUAGUGCGGAAAUAAGGAUGGCUGAAAGGAUGGCGUUUCAGAAUAGCACCAGCGCAUUGAGUAUUCGAUAAAGGAGUUGGAAGUCAGGCAGUAGCAAAGAAAUACGCAUAGAAUGAAAGGAUGGAGUUUCAGAAUAGCACCCGGCGCAAUGAGCAUCCGGUAGAAAAAGGAGUUGCCUUAAGGCGGUAGGCAGCAGCACUCAGGAACGAAUACCUGGGGGAGGCGCUGCUGGUGAUGGGCAGGAAUAUCAGCUCCUAUGGUGUGGGCAGCUAUGUUGUGAAGUGAGCGGAAGAUGCAAGGAGGGGGAACUUUGCGAGAUAAAUUUGCUACUGUAGAGCACAUGGUGUUGACAGGGAGUGCUUGAAGCAUGUGAGAAUUGAUGAGGAGAUGGCUGCUGUGGAGUGGAUGGCGAUGGGUGGGAGUACCAGCAGAUACGAUGUCAAGCGAGUAGAGUAG
Messenger RNA from Closterium sp. NIES-67, 2648 nucleotides. The record is from the annotation of a GenBank genome assembly. NCBI's taxonomy places the organism in Eukaryota, Viridiplantae, Streptophyta, Zygnematophyceae, Desmidiales, Closteriaceae.